Messenger RNA from Episyrphus balteatus (marmalade hoverfly), 2793 nucleotides. RefSeq names its product myotubularin-related protein 10-B. The record is from RefSeq and is a predicted model, not a curated record. NCBI's taxonomy places the organism in Eukaryota, Metazoa, Arthropoda, Insecta, Diptera, Syrphidae. The coding region runs from base 480 to 2708 and encodes 742 amino acids. The transcript is spliced from 9 exons.
UAGCUCUCCCAGUACAUCCAUCCGCAUAGGUAUUUUUUUUCCUCAGACAAUGGGUGCAGUUUCCUUUUUAUAAAUUUAAUUUUCUUUUUAAUUAUCUUAUUGAAAAAAAUAAAGCCAUUAUGCUUAUAAGAUCAUUUAUCUUUUAAAAUAUAUUUACGAAAUAUAUUAUUCACCAUCCAAUUAUACAUCUCGCAGUAAUCUACAAAAUCUACAAUGACAAAUUGAGAACCAACAAAAAAAAAAAACAUAAAAAGUGUUUUCGUGUCGCGGGUAGCAGCAAAUUUUUUAAUAAAAAAGAAUUUGUUUUUUUUUUUACAACUUUUUGUUUGUGUUCGUUGCUGUUUUAGGGGCAGACGAAAUAUAAAAAAAAAACUGUCUCCAGUAAAUAAAUACUCAAAACUUAUUUUGUUUUUAUUUGAAUUCCACCCCCACGGUUAGUUACAAAAAACAGCUUCAAAAUUGAGAAGAUAAGGGCAACAAUGACCGGGACACCGGCCAAACAAAAGUACACCUUCACUAGUUAUGUUAACUCUUCAAAGGGCAUAAACGGGUGUGAAGAUGCCGCAGACCUACAAAGUCUCAAGCCUAAGCUGCUGGCAGACGAAUUGGAAGUGGCAUCGGCUCCUGUUUAUAUGUACCCGCCGACAAGUAAAAUAUCGGAUAACAAUAAACACGAAGCAAUUCUGGGCCUGCUAACGGUGACCAAUUUCAAAUUGUCAUUCAUGGCUUUCAAUCCCGAUGAGCAACAAGGAGCAUAUCAGGAGAAUCUCUUUCUUGGUAAAAACGAUGUCACUCUAAACAACAUCGAUGUUAUCUACCAAGUUGUGGACAAGAAGAAAAAGUUAUUGCUUGUACCAGAGCAAAAAAUAAGUUCGAGAAUAGAUGCUCUUCACAUUAUUUGCAAGAACUUUCGUUUAUUGAAAUUCUCAUUUAAGAGUACGGCAAAAGAUCAAGGAAAGGUCAUUGCAUCAGCACUAGCUAGGUUUGCAUAUCCAUCGCGACAUGACUUGUCGUUUGCUUUUUGUUACAAGGAACAUUACUACAACACAGUAAAGUCAACAGUUGCAAUGUUUACAAGCCAAAACGAUUGGGCAAAAGAACUUAUACGUUGCGGUGUCGAAGACUGGCGUGUAGUCACAGCCGAAUCGCUACAACAAAAUAGUGGUCUUCCAACUCAUUUCGUUAUACCAAAAUGUUACGACAUCGAAGACUUCAAGGAACAUUAUCAAUCAUUUUGUGAUUCCAGAAGUGCUUUUUGGGUUUACGGCUAUGCAGGUGCAGCUUUAGUCCGAAUGGGUGAACUCAAACCAGAAAUUCAAGAUACAACAAUAGAAAAUAUAACCCUCGAGAUAAUAAGAAAAUGUGAUCCCGAAAGAAAAGCUCCACACAUAAUGAAUCUUUCCGAACGCCUACCCAGUAUACAAGAUAUUCAACGGGGUUAUUUGAAAUUCCGACAAAUCUGCACACCCGACAGCCCGCGACAGUUUCUAAUGCAAGAAACCAAAUACCUUACAUUUCUGGAAAAAUCCGGAUGGCUUUUGUAUGUCUCACUUUGUCUGAGUAAUGCAUCCGAAGCUGCCACACAAAUGCGACAAAGUACAUCAGUUGUGCUGCAAGAAAACAAUGCUCGUGAUUUAUGCUGCGUCAUAUCAAGUUUAACACAAAUUAUCCUCGAUCCAUUCUUUCGAACAAUCGAUGGAUUUCAAUCGUUGAUUCAGAAGGAAUGGGUUGCUUUGGAACAUCCCUUCCUCGAUCGUUUGGGACAUGUUUUCUCCGCUGAAUCCGAAAAAGAAUCUCCUUUGUUGCUUCUUUUUCUAGAUUGUGUGUGGCAGCUAUUGCAACAAUUUCCCGAAGAAUUCGAGUACAGUCAGACGUAUUUGACAACAAUCUGGGAUUCAGCCUUCCUGCCAAUAUUCGAUACAUUCCAAUUUAAUACGGAAUAUGAACGAUUUAAGGCAACAUUAGAUUUGAAAUUAGUAUUGCGACCGGUAUGGGAUUGGAGUGAACAAUUUGCAGACAAAGAUAAGGUAUUUUUCACCAAUCCCUUCUAUCAGAAACGACAAGAAGUUUUGAGUCGGAAGUCUAUUGCAAUUCCACCAAAUGCAAUCCGACUGCCGGGAUUACAAAAACCCGGCUCCAGAAUGACUUUCGAUCCAAGUUUGUUUUCUACCCAAUCCACUGUUCCAAAGGAUCGGUUUCUCGAACCUCGACACAAUAUAAGCCAUUUGGAAAUAUGGGAGCAAUGCUACUAUCGAUGGAUUCCAAUUCUCGAAAUUAAAUCUGGCGGUUUCCCUCAAAUCGAACUCUUCCAUAGGCUUUUACUCAAUAAUAUUGGCAAAAUGCAACGAGCACUAGAGACACGAGACUUUGAUGACCUUCCCGAAAGCGGUUGCUGGACAUCCACAACAACAACGAAUAGUAGUAGUACAUCAACGGCUGCCGCAGCAGCAGCAACAACCAGCAGCAGUAGCGGCGGCAAUCAAUCAGAUGACAACGAAACUGUACAACUAAGAACCAAAUCGAAUAAUACAACACCAACGAACAGUCCAACUCGACUACAAGGUCUACCAACAAUCACUUCAUUCUUCCCCUUUAGCACAUAUACCGGAGAUUCAACGCAGCUUACCGAUAUCCUUACAAAUAGCAAUGAACUUAUUAUGGAAGGUUCUAUAAUGGAAAGAUUAUCUAUUGCUCAGUUACCAGAUUAAAAAAAUAACAACAACAAAAAACUCUAAAAAUCCUUUAUUUUUUAUACCUAAACACGAAUUCCAAAAAAAAAAAAAAAAAACAAAA